AUAAUGUGAAAGGACAUUAAAGAACGCUAUUAAUAGGCAUUUCUUAGGGUGAAACGAGGACAAAAAAAUGACAGGUCACGCUUAUUAUAGCUAAGACUCAUAGAGUUCUCUGAGGUUUUCUCCUAGUGCAUUAUUGUGAGCCGAGUAUCGUGAUAUACAGACUGGGGGAUGGGAGGCAGAGGCGAUUGGUUAGUCAGGCACAGUCAGGGCUUGUUUCAAUGUAACCAGGGGCAGGUCGGCAGAAAGGAAACAAUCAUUUAUGCAAUAUGAAACCUUAAAUGUUAACUACGUUCUUGUGAAUCAUGAACUUUUAUUGUUAGCUACUUCGCCAAAAUGGAGAGGAUCUGACUUGCUAAUGAAUAGGUGAAUUUUUAUUUUUUGAAGGGACCGCCGGUCGAGCAAUAAAGUAAAGAGAAUGAGCACAAGGUCCUGGCCUAGUGGUGUUGCGGCGGCUGGGAUUUUGCAGAUCCGUUCUCACAAAUCGGAAAAAAAUCACGCAAUAUGUCCAAAUUUAAGACGGUUUCACUUGGUUUUGUUGUGACCGAGAUGUAAAUGGAUGGAACCAUGUCGGCGUGAAUUAGUCGUGUGAAUUGUCCAUCAGGGAUGCCUUGGAAUGCUGCGCUAAUCGCCGGGAGUUUCUGGUGCCGGACGGCCUUCUCGCAUCUUGCGGAAACCGGAGCAGUGCCCAGCUUGGACUAGACCCGCCGCGUGCCAUGCAUCUGUCAUCCACACCUGCCCUGAAAGCCACAUCGUCGUUUGCGUACAAUCAACAGGAUACGACGUGCUACAGCCCCCUGAGAAGACUCCAGCACCUGACCUCCAUGGUUUCCGGGCCUGACCUGGGUUUGCCGGAAAGAGACCCUCAGGGUCGGGGGGAUCUGCACUCUCAGAAGUUGAUGGGGGGCAGUGACUUCGGGACCACCCUGGCCCACAUGUGCCCGAUGCCUGGCAAAAGUGAGACAGGCGCCUAUUUGCCCGGCCAGGACUUGGAUAGGAACGGCUUCCCCCCGCCCGCUCCGGACUUCUGCCUGAACCAGUCGACUCCCAUGUCGAACGGGACCCUGCACUUUGAGUCCACCCUCUUUGACAAUGAAGACAGUGAAGAAGAGGAGGUGGAGGAGGAAGAAGAAGAACAUGGGAUGGGAUUCCUGAAACAUGCAUCAAAGAAAGACUGCAAGAGUAAUUUCAAAGACCCCAGCGCCCACUGUAGCGCUAGGGUGGAUUUUAACGCCAGCAAACCAGACCCUGACAGCCGCGGUGUGGUGGGUCAGAAGCUAGCGGGGCCAGGCCUACCUGUAGAAGAGUGCUCCUCGGUGCCCGGUACCAAGUUCAUGGCCCCGGUGGAUGAGGCGGAGGUUUCAGAUGAGUACUCGGACAGCGAUUGCGAGUUGCCCACGUUGGGCUACAGCAGUGACCCGUCCCAAGCCAUGGCUGACCACUGCGGCACUUCUGCCAACCCUCCCACUAGUCCAAGGAAGAAGGCCCCCCCAGAGGUGAAGUACUCCGUGGGGGACCUGGUGUGGGCCAAAUUCAACCGCAGACCCUGGUGGCCCUGCCAGGUGAUCAAUGACCCGCUGGAUGGAACCUACACUCGAAUGAAAGAGCCCAGCCGAAGGCCCUGCCGGCAGUACUUUCUGAGGACCUUUGGAGAGACGGUGGACCAGGCCUGGGUCCCUGGGAAGGCCACCUGUUCCUUCGCAGGGGGCCACCAAUUUGAGCAGCUCCCUGUGCUGCGAAGGAGAGGGAGACAGAAGGACAAAAACUACAAGUACACGAUAGCAAAACGUUUUCUGGAGGAUUGGAGAGUCAGUGUGCUGGAAGCUGAAGCGCUGCUUCCCGAGGCCCUGAAGAAAGCGCUUCCAGUUGCACCUGCUGAGAAGAAGAGUCCGAGCGCCCCAGUCACAGAGGAUCAGGUCACAGACACUCCGUCCCGCCCCGCCGCGCCCCCCUCACCCGCUCACCUCUCCAACGGGAAAGCGCCGCCCCCGAACGAGCCCCCGCGAACGAAGGACAGCGGGACCAAGAAACCGCGCGUUAGAAGUAAGUCGGGCGGCGCGUCCAAAACGCCGGUCGCUAAAAACGAUGGACCAAUCUCCAAGAAAGCAGGCGGCGCGACGAAGAGACCCCACAAUGUGCCUGCCGCAGCCGGUCAGCUUGAGAAGGAGCCCAGGGACAACCCCUACUCUGACCUUGAUUCCGUACCCAAGAUCCUUUGCCCCAAACCUUCUGAGAAGACCUCAAAGCAGGACAACAGACCAACAGCGUUGCCUGCUGGGAAAGCGGCAAAAAAGAAGCAAUCGGGGACUAACGGGAAGGCCGUGUGGUCGAACAGGGAGGGCAGAACUCCAGCUUUGUUGGACUCUGAGCACAGUUUUGAUGAUCUCCUCUUCAGUGAUGGGACUGUAAGUAUGGAGAACAUAAAGCAGGAGAGUUUUAGUCCCCCGGAGCUGCUGGACCUGCACAACCUGUCCCGGAAGCCCGUGGACGAGCACUCGGCCUGCCUCCCGGCCAGCAGCCGGCUGAUGACCAGGGCGCUGAGGAGCCAGGAGCAGGAGGAUCGCAGGGAGAGGGUCCUCCGCAGCGGACUGCGCAGCCGAAACGCAGAGCCCCCAUUCGCCAAACCGGAGGUGGAGCAAGACGAUGCUGUUGCUGCUAGGUCUCCCCCUGAUGCAUUGGAAUCGUCACACGGCCCCCAGCGGGCAAACCCACAAUCCUCAGCUGGCGCUUUUCCGACCAAUGAGACUACACCUCCCACAAUCCCUGGCUCUCCCCGAGACACACCGCUCCUGAAAUACACGGCUACGAAGCCCCAGAAAGACAGCGUCCCCAACGGAGCACUGAUUAAGGCCGAAGAGGAGGACUGCUGGAUCCCUGGUUCCUCCGGUGCUUCUCUGCACGUGAAAAAAGAGGGCGGCCUGUCGGAUAUCUCCUCCUGUUACUCCUCCUCGCCUCCCCUCUCCCCAAUGGACGCCUUCCAAGACAUCAAGGAAAUAACCUUCAAGUCCCUGAUGAACGAAGACGGCGCUCCAGGCAAGCCUGUUACCUUCCGGCCGGAUUCAAAAUUCCAGUUCAGCACCUUCCUGAUGCUGCUGAAGGACGUGCACGACAUCAGAGAGCGGCACGGCACCCCUCUGAUGAUGGGGGCGGGCACAAAGGGCCCCAGCCGGGCGCUGAUGAAGGAGGAACCCUCUCUGAUGCCUCCCCUCCCGGGGGAGGAACCAGCGGGCGGACAGGGUCCCGGUCUUUACGAGCAGGACUGGACUGCAACGACCAGGGUGCGAAACGGUCAGCGGGGAAAAGCGGCAGAUUCCAAGUGCCCGCGGCCGAGACCCAAGAGGGUGAGGCCCAGGCCCGCCCCGAAGAAGAAGCUCUCCAAAUACGAGGGCGAUCCCGUUUUCUCACCCUCGAAAAGCGUGCGGCCCAAAAAGCCGCGCCCCCCGGAGGCCAAGAGGGCGGGCGCCAACAGCGUGCCCCUGGAGCUGGCCGAGCAUGCCUACGGGCGGGACCUCGCGCACGACGGGAGGGCGGGCGGAGACCCCACCAGCGGCCACGGUGCCCUCCCGGAGGGGUGCGGCCAGAGCAGGGUCAACGACGUGGCCCCGAAGAAGCGCUGGCAGAGGCAGGAGCAGGGCGGGGCCGCAGGGGAGAGUCCGGAGGGGUUCGGCAGGGGAGGGGAGCCCCCCACGGAGGUGCCUUCAGGACUAAGCGGUGCCCGCGCAGUUGUCCCGGGACAAGCUCAAGACCCCUCCAGGCCUUCUCAUCCAAAGAACGACACAGCACAUUCAGAAAACAAACGCCUCAGAAAGCCGAGUAAAAGACUGAUAGAAUGGACCGAAGAAUACGACAAGAUUUACUCUGUGAAGAAGAAGCCGAAGAAGAGCACAGAGUCUUCUGUAACGGAACCCCAGCCAAACAGCGGCAGAACGGAGCAGCUGGCGUCAGGGAAGAUCAUGCAGGACCUGAUAAGCUCGCUGCCGGAGCUGCAAACUCCGCCCCCCGAGGAGCAAUUAAAGGCUCUUGUUGCACAAGACCCGGCAGUCUUGGAACAGACUCCUCCCCAAGAUGGCCACCCCCCUCCCGUAGAUACACUAACCCCACCCCCUGAAGCGCCUUCGCCUUCGGGUGUGGGGGAAUUAGGGAAAAUUGAUCAUUCUGUGGUAUCUGAAAACCAUGAGAGAAAGAGACAGAGGAAACCAACCAAGAAGAUCUUGGAGUCUGCCAUAGAGGCAGAGCCUAUUACAGUCCCAAAGAAGAAGGAGUGUAGGGAGCCAGCUAGAUGGACAGGGGAGGAGUGGAAGAGCCAGGACAAUCAGGAAGUGCUGCCGGAGGUGAAAUGCGCGAAGAAAGAAGUGCCUGUAUCCGCCUUGUCAUGCCACGCUCCCUGCUCGGAUAAACAGGAGAGCUCCUCCCCCUCCCCCCGCCGGAAGAGCCUGGAGGGAGGGGCCAGCUGCGACACCACCAUGGAUGGAGAGGGAGGCGACGGCGAUCUCCAUGCCAACGGCGAGGGCGCGCUCGACUCGGAGGAGCCCUCGCUGGCCGAUGGAGGGCUCUCCCUCAGCAAGAGACCUCCCGGGGAGAGAGGGGGCGCGGCCUCCAUGAAAGAGAACGUCUGUCAGGUGUGCGAGAAGACGGGAGAGCUCCUGCUCUGUGAGGGUCAGUGCUGCGGAGCGUUCCACCUGCAGUGCAUCAGCCUGACCCAGACGCCGCAGGGCCGCUUCAUCUGCAACGAGUGCACCACAGGUGUGCACACCUGCUUUGUGUGCAAGAAGCCCGGCUCGGACGUGAAGCGCUGCAUGAUCCCGGUGUGCGGGAAGUUCUACCACGGCGAGUGCAUCGCCAAGCACGCGCCCACCGCCCCCCAGGGCCGCGGCUUCCGCUGCUCGCUCCACGUCUGCCUGUCCUGCUACAUCACCAACCCCAACAACCCCUCCGUCUCCAAAGGCCGUCUGACCCGCUGCGUGCGCUGCCCUGUUGCAUACCACGCCAACGACUACUGCAUGGCGGCCGGCAGCGUCGUCCUGGCCAACAACAGCUUCCUGUGCCCCAACCACUUCACCCCCCGGCGGGGCUGCCGAAACCACGAGCACAUCAACGUCAGCUGGUGCUUCGUCUGCUCUGAAGGGGGCAGUCUCCUGUGCUGCGAGUCCUGUCCUGCGGCUUUCCACCGCGAGUGUCUGAACAUAGACAUGCCCGAGGGCAGCUGGUUCUGCAACGACUGCCGGGCCGGGAAGAAGCCUCACUACAAGGACGUGCUCUGGGUCAAAGUGGGCAGAUACAGGUGGUGGCCCGCAGAGGUGAGUCACCCCAAAAGCAUUCCCGAGAACAUCCAGCGCAUGAGACACGACGUGGGGGAGUUCCCUGUGCACUUUUUCGGGUCCAAGGAUUACCUGUGGACCUACCAGGCCCGGGUCUUCCCUUACAUGGAGGGAGACGCCAACAACAAGGACAAGAUGGGGAAGGGCACGGACGCCAUCUACAAGAAAGCUCUGCAUGAAGCAGCACAAAGGUUCCAGGAACUGCAGGCGGAGAAGGAGAUGAGGCAGCUCCAGGAAGACAGGAGAAAUGACAAGAAACCUCCACCAUACAGACACAUAAAGGUGAACCGGCCAAUAGGGAAGGUGCAGAUCAUCACGGCCGACCUGUCGGAGAUCCCGCGCUGCAACUGCAAGGCGACGGACGAGAACCCGUGCGGCAUGGACUCGGAGUGCAUCAACCGCAUGCUGAUGUACGAGUGCCACCCGCAGGUGUGCCCGGCGGGCGAGCGCUGCCAGAACCAGUGCUUCACCAAGCGUCAGUACACCCCGGUGGAGAUCUUCCGCACGCUGGCCCGGGGCUGGGGCCUGCGCAGCGUCACCGACAUCAAAAAGGGCGAGUUUGUGAACGAGUACGUGGGCGAGGUGAUCGAUGAGGAGGAGUGCCGGGCGAGGAUUAAGCAUGCUCAGGAGAACGACAUCUGCAACUUCUACAUGCUGACCCUGGACAAGGACCGGAUAAUCGACGCCGGGCCCAAGGGGAACCAGGCCCGCUUCAUGAACCACAGCUGCCAGCCCAACUGCGAGACGCAGAAGUGGACGGUGAACGGGGACACGCGGGUGGGACUCUUCGCCCUGGUGGACAUCCCUGCAGGUGUGGAGCUCACCUUCAACUAUAACCUGGAGUGUCUGGGCAAUGGGAAGACUGUGUGCAAGUGUGGAGCUCCGAACUGCAGCGGCUUCCUGGGAGACAGACCCAAGAACCAGCCCUCAGCGGAGGACAAGGCCCGCAAGCUGAAGAAGAAGGUUCCGGUGAAGAGGAAGAACAAGCUGGAGGUGCUGAGGGAGCGUGAGGAUGAGUGCUUCAGCUGUGGGGACGGGGGGCAGAUCGUGUCCUGCAAGAAGCCCGGCUGUCCCAAAGUCUACCACGCAGACUGUCUCAACCUGUCCAAGAGGCCUGCAGGACGCUGGGAGUGCCCGUGGCACCAGUGCGAUGUGUGCGGGAGCGAGGCGGCCUCCUUCUGCGAGAUGUGCCCGAGCUCCUUCUGCCGCCAGCACCGGGAGGGCAUGCUCUUCAUCUCCAAGCUGGACGGCCGGCUGUCCUGCAGCGAGCACGACCCGUGCGGGCCCGACCCGCUGGAGCCCGGCGAGAUCCGCGAGUACGUGCCCGAAAAGGCCGCCCCGAGGGGCCCGGGCGGGGCCCUGCCGCAGCUGCCCCCCCUCACCGCCGGCGCCGCCACCCCCGCCCCUGCCGCCGGGACCGGCCAGCCUGCCCCCAAACCGAUGCCUGCGCCCAUCUUCCCCGCCCGCGGCCCUGCCCCGCCCCCCCUGUACAUGUCAGACACUGCUGCUCAGCUCCCCCCCACUGCCCAGGGCAAGCCCAUCAAAAAGGAGGAGGCGGAGAGCAAGGAGGAGGGACCAAAAGAGGUGGAGCAGGGCGCCGAAGACCUGGAGGAAGAUGAGGAGGCGCUGGAGGAGGAGGAGGAAGAGGAGGAAGAGGAGGAGGAGGCUCUGGAUGAGGAUGGGGAGGAGUUUGCAGAGGCCACCAGGGGGCGGCAGCAAGGCUGGAUCACCCGGAUGAUAGCCCAGCCAAGCGCAAACUGA
Messenger RNA from Megalops cyprinoides (Indo-Pacific tarpon), 7076 nucleotides. It is a transcript of the gene nsd1a, whose product is annotated as nuclear receptor binding SET domain protein 1a. Gene Ontology annotation, biological process: regulation of DNA-templated transcription. Gene Ontology annotation, cellular component: chromatin; nucleus. Gene Ontology annotation, molecular function: protein binding; histone H3K36 methyltransferase activity. The transcript is spliced from 25 exons. The coding region runs from base 714 to 7076 and encodes 2120 amino acids. The record is from RefSeq and is a predicted model, not a curated record. Lineage: Eukaryota; Metazoa; Chordata; Actinopteri; Elopiformes; Megalopidae.